UCUUUUCUUUAUCUUAUUUUAGAAUGGGCAGCUCUUUGACUACUCCCCAACAGAAAUUUUUAAAAGACUUAAAAUUUCUCCUCUCCUCCAACAAAUUGGAAGUUCCAGAGGGUGAUUUGAUACAGCUUAUUCUGUGCAUUCAUGAACAUUGUCCCUGGUUUCCUGUGGAUGGAACAUGGGAAUUAAAACAUUGGGAUAAGAUCGGGACACAUUUUCAUGGGCACCCCAGCAUAGGUGUUCGGAUUUUAAAUGCAUGGUGCAAGGUUCGUUAUGCCAUGGGCUCUUUAUCACCAAAAAAUAUCUCCAUGGCUGCAUUGCCAACACAACCUUCAGCUUCUUUAAUUCAGCCUGCUGUCCUGCCAUGUGUUCCAGCACUCGCUUUGCCAGCAGCUCCAGAACCCAAACCUCCGGACUACAGUUCCUCACCAGAGGACCCAAUCCUGCAAAAAUACCGUGGUCUGGCUGGAAAUGACCCUGCUCUUUCAGCAGCAGAACCAGCUACCCCUUUUCAAUGUGCAGUCCUUGCCUGUUCCUUAAUUCAGGAUAAUAUGGCAUUCCCUGUUAUUGUGCCCCCUGCUGGUGCUCCAGCAGGAACUCAAGCCCAGCUGUUGGUGCCAGAUGACAUCAAGCUUUUGGCAGGUACAGUUUUGCCCCCAUCAGCUGGUGUAUUAUUUGCCCAUGAAUGGGAAAUCGCCUGCCGUGCUUAUGCUCCAGCAUUAUUACAACAAGCAAGAGGGAAUAAUCCUAACCUUACGCUUGCAUACGUCAUAGAUGCCAUGAUGGGGCGUGGCCCCCUCGCUCAGGCUUCAGUACAAGCCACACUGCUGCAGAUCUUAUUGAGGGAUACUGCUCUUGCUGCUCAACAAGCAAUGAGAAAAAUCCCAGAACCCACCAGUAUCCAGUCUAGGUGGGGUUCAAUCAGACAAGAACAGUGGCCUCCACCAAAAGAAAAAUCCGCAGCAAUGGCACCAUCUCGUUUUUGAACAGCUUAUUUCUGAACAAUUGACUUUCGGCCACAUUGAACCAUCUUCAUCCCACUGGCUCCAGCAGACAGGAACGCUUUGCUUUUACAUUGCCAGUAUAUAACAAUUCUCAACUCACCCAGCGAUAUCAGUGGGUUGUCCUGCCUCACAGCAUGCGGAACUCCCCUACACUUUGUCAGCAUUUUGUGGAUGAAGCAUCGAAACCUUUCCGCAUGCGCCACCUAGAGGUGCUGCACACGAACUGCAUCUGGCAGUGUUUGCCUUCCUAACCAUUUGCCUUGCCAUCCUUUCCUGCACCGUUAUACAAGGAAGAGGAGCAGACGACACAGUCCAGUUGAAACCACCAUAUUUCACCUUAUCGGCUGGCAAGCAGCUGUCGCCUGAAUCCUACUCUGGCUGGCAGUAUCCACGGCUCAGCCACUCUCGAACUAGAAGAACAGCGUUGUUGAAUAAGACUUUUAGGGGAGAAAAUUAUCAUAAGAUAUGGAGGAAUAAUAUUUUUGUACAAGAUAUGAUUAUGUUUGCCAGUUUAUUGCAUGCUUCUAAAUGUUGGGUGUGUAUGCCUGCCCCCAUUUGUUUUCAAAUUAAAGAGGGGAAAGAAUCAUGGGGCAUAUAUCCAAACUGUCAAUAUACAUUGAAAUUCAUGUUUAAUAGCUCUUGUUCUCUUACAGGAACAUACAGUGACCAAUCUCAGUGCUAUAGGAGUGACACCAGUGCAUGGCUAAUAAACUAGGAAGGAAGCCUACCAUGCAGCUUGGAAUCAGAAUUCUUAUAUUCUUGGCUUCGGGAUGGAAGUUGGCUUCGACAUUUAUUGAUUAUAGUGAUCAUUAUAGUAGUUAUUUGCAUUAUUUUGUGUUGCUGUAUACAAUGUCUUCCUUCUUUAAUCUCUGUAUGUACUGCAUGGUUCUCCAGUCCGCGGCCCGCUUCCGGUUUCACAAGAGUCGCUUAUCGCACUCGAUAUAACCGUAUUGGUACUGACAUUUAUGACUCUGAUUAAUAAAAUAAAGAAAGAGGGCAUGUGGGAGUCAUAAAGCCAUGGCAGAGGUUUGUAAAUACUGCAGGGUACCUCCGGACCUCGUGACCAGCACUCUGAGCUUUACAAGGUAUUGGAAUGUAAUGACCUUAUAUGGCAUGGGUGCAAUAAAAGCUUGACCAGAUGAGGUAACAUGAGAUUGGCAAACAGCCAUGCGGCUGGACAGAACA
This is a messenger RNA of Podarcis raffonei (Aeolian wall lizard), 2186 nucleotides long. RefSeq lists its product as uncharacterized. Gene Ontology annotation, biological process: viral process. NCBI's taxonomy places the organism in Eukaryota, Metazoa, Chordata, Lepidosauria, Squamata, Lacertidae. Gene Ontology annotation, molecular function: structural molecule activity. The transcript has 2 exons. The record is from RefSeq and is a predicted model, not a curated record. Bases 24 to 983 code for a protein of 319 amino acids.